Neurospora crassa OR74A is the source of this 1635-nucleotide messenger RNA. RefSeq lists its product as hypothetical. The record is from RefSeq and is a predicted model, not a curated record. NCBI's taxonomy places the organism in Eukaryota, Fungi, Ascomycota, Sordariomycetes, Sordariales, Sordariaceae. Bases 194 to 1426 code for a protein of 410 amino acids. The transcript has 2 exons. Gene Ontology annotation, cellular component: RNA polymerase III complex. Gene Ontology annotation, biological process: transcription by RNA polymerase III.
CCGACCUGCAGUUGGCCAUACGCCACACCUUCUCUAAAUCCAAUCAACAGACCCAUUUCAGACUGGGCAUUGACGCUCACAACCAGCCAGGGCAUUGUCUUUGUCCCGUCACGAGUCCCUUUUUUUCUUCCAAAUUGUUGCGUCUCGGUCACCAGAACCACCACACGAAAUUCCUAAUCACCACCAGCACACGAUGGCCGACCGCGACAAGAUCCAGAUCCUCAAGGAUGCGCUUUACGAGGCGGCGAGGGACCACGGUUCCGAUCAGCGUCUCUUCACGCAGCGGGACCUGUUGGACAUGCAGGUCAUCCCCCAAGACAAUAUCGGGUUGCUCAUGCAGGUGAUCCAAAUUCUCUGCGAUGAGAAGCUCUUUGUCGGCAACACCACGGCAUCGGGGCUGUCGUGGAGAUGGCGAAGCCGGGAGGAUGCAAAGAAGUACACCUCCCUCCCCAACUCCGAAAUAAUGAUGGUAUACGCCAUGGUCGACGAAGCCGGGGCCGACGGCAUCUGGAACCGGACCAUCAAGAACAAGCUCAACAUGGCCGACUCGCUUAUGAAGCAUUGCAUCAAGUAUCUCGAGCAAAAGGGCUACAUCGCCAGCAUGAAGAACGUCGAGCACCCCAACAAGAAGAUGUACAUCAAGGCGAACCUACGUCCCUCCGAUCGCGCCACAGGUGGCCCCUGGUUUACUGAGGGCGAGCUCGACACGGCCUUCAUCAACGAGCUACAGGAAAUUGUGUUUGACUUUAUCAAGCAGAAAUCGACAUAUACUUCCCACGGCGGCGGUGCUGGAGUACCAGGAGUAGGAGCACAAGGAGGAGGAGCACAGCAGCGUGAAAAGAAUCCCAAGAAGGGCGUGGUUCAGGGGACCAUUCCCCACUCGGAGGAUAUUUCCAAGGGGACGAAGCGCAGCGCGGGCGAGAUUUCCAACGACGACACGGCGGCACCGGCACCGGCCAAGAAGACCAGGCCCGGCAAGCCGCAAUUGCUGCCUCUCCCGGCCGGUUACAAGUCGUACCCGACUGUGUCGGACAUUGCAAAGUUCAUCCACCACGCCGGCAUCACGAAUAAUACGACGUUGAGCGAGGCGGAUAUCCAGCAGUUGGUGGAUGUGCUAUACUACGAUGGCUUAGUAGAGCCUGUCAAGGUCAAUGGGCGCAAGGGGUACCGUGUGACGCGCAUCCCCAAACAGGAUCCGAGGACGUGCAAUCAACGACGCCUCGACCAUGAUCCAACCAAAGGAGGCAUUGUUACCUCAUUUAUGGGAGUUGAGCCGAGUGCAAGUGGCCUUAUGGAGGCGCCUUGUGGGCGGUGCCCUGUCUAUGAUAUGUGCGAGGAAGGCGGACCUGUCAGCCCCAGCAACUGCGUCUAUUUCAGACGGUGGCUGGAUGGUGACGAGGUACAGGAACAAGUCAUUUCGAUCUGAUCGACUCGAAUGUGUUUGUGUCUCCGUUUAGAAGACGUUGCAUGGUCUCUAUCACAACUGCAUUAACGGCGUAAAAAAAAAGAAGGCAAGGGUAAUUUGGUUUCAUCUAGGCGUUGGAGGUAAUCUGUUUAGCAUUCAAUGUGUUGGCGAUAACAUUCACAUGACCUGCAAACUGUCUAGGAAAAGACAUCAGUUUACGUGAUCUCAUC